AUGACCUCAUUUACUGCACCCCCUGCCACCCAGCCCAUGGACGCAUCGAAGCUGAUUUACUCUUACACCACCGAUCCGCGCGAUGUACCCGACGAAGCGACCGCCGCCAAAAGCAACGACACCAUUUGCACCCACCACAUGAUCAUCGCGCGCUGGAAGAAAGAUAUCGGAUGGUCUACCCUAGAGCUCAAACCCUCCUCCCGACAGUGUCCUUGCUUCGAGGGCCUAAAGGCCUACAGCGGCGAUGAUGGUAAACUUCGACUCUUCCGCCCAGACCGCAACGGCGCGGGUCUGCAAAUGUCCGCGGAGCGCAUCUCCCUACCCCCUGCUCCGUCGGAGGAAUUGAAGAAACUAAUCCUCGCCCUACUACACGUCGACGCUGCGAAAUGGUUCCCGAGACAUCGCGCUGGAGACUUCCUCUAUAUACAACCCACAAUCAUCGGCUCGAACUUACAGCUCGGUGUGCAAGCGCCCACGGAAGCCUUGCUGUAUAUUAUUGUUGGCGAUAUGCCGCGCUUGGAUAUGAUGCAAGAUGGGAAGCGCUUGACUAAUAGUUGCCAAGAUGAAUCCAUCUAUGUAUAG
Penicillium samsonianum is the source of this 582-nucleotide messenger RNA. Its product is annotated as Aminotransferase class IV. Gene Ontology annotation, molecular function: branched-chain-amino-acid:2-oxoglutarate transaminase activity. The record is from RefSeq and is a predicted model, not a curated record. NCBI's taxonomy places the organism in Eukaryota, Fungi, Ascomycota, Eurotiomycetes, Eurotiales, Aspergillaceae. Gene Ontology annotation, cellular component: mitochondrion. Bases 1 to 582 code for a protein of 193 amino acids. Gene Ontology annotation, biological process: L-leucine biosynthetic process; L-valine biosynthetic process. The transcript has 2 exons.